ACUCAGUUUUAGAUCUGUCUAUUUAGUUGACUUCAAAAAGUUUCAAUUUUUAUGUGUUCUUUUAAAAUUUUGAAUAAUAUUUGGGUCAUAAUCUUAUUAAGAACUUUGUUAUCACUACUCUUUUUUUUGUAGUUUGUUGUUGGGGUUCAUGGGUUUUAGUGCAUUGUGGUAACUAAGUUUAGAUGCGGAGUUAAGAUUUUGAGUUUAUGUGUUUCGGAUUCUAAAAAAUGCGGUUUAUUGGGUUCUUGAUGUAUGAUUUAUGUGUAUUAAGUGAAUUUUUUAAAGUCAAAUACUAGUUUUGAGCUAAAGCUACUGAAUUCGAUUGAACCGUAGACCUGUCUAUCUCAGUUUAGAUCUGUCUAUUCAUUUGACUAUGAAAAGUUUCAAUUUUUAUGUGUUUUUUUUUCUUAUUUGGGGUAUGGGGUUUUAUAUGCUCAUAAUCUCAUUAAGAACUUUGUUAUCGUUAAUGUUGUUCAUUGAUUACUGAGUUAUUCAUUGAGAUUCAAGUUUAGUGCAUUGUGGUCACUUAGUUUAGAUGUUGAUUUUAUAAAGUUUCAUUUUUUCUUUGUUUUUUUUUUCCAACUUUGGGGUCUAUAAUCUUGAAUUUGAUUUGGUGUAUACGUCGUGGCGUUAUGUAUAGUUGACAACCUACUGUCAGCGAUUGUGGUCUAGUGGUAAGUAUUACUAUAUCCUUAACUAGAGGUCUAGGUAUUGAGUCGCUUUUGUAGGGACUUUUCGAUGUGAAUCCAGAAAAAUCGAACCCCAAAAGUAGGUACCAAACAUCGGUGGCAAACAAAUGAAAGAAAGUUGAUAACUUUGGGGUCCUCCUGUAAUCUUGAAUUUGAUUUGGUGUAUACGUCGUGGCGUUAUCUAUAGUUGACAACCUACUGUAGAAGAUUGUGAUCUAGUGGUAAGUAUUACUAUAUCCUUGACUAGAGAUCUAGGUAUUGAGUAGCUUUUGUAGGGACUUUUCGAUGUGAGUCCAGAUAAAUCGGACCCCAAAAGCAGGUACAAACAUCGGUGGCAAACAAAUGAAAGAAAGUUGAUAACCUUUUAUACAUAUUCGAUUUGUUAUCUAUUGAUUUGCUCUAGUUAAUAUGUGCUAGCAAUGUUUGAAAACACGAGUAUAUUUCUCGUGUGCUAAUGAGUUUGAAGUUGUGUGGUUUAAUGGUUUCUAGGUCACAACAAAGUUGAUUAAUUUCUUGUGAUUCGACUUGCUGUGUACUAUAUAGUUCAUCUACUAUCUCGUUCUGAUUCUGCGUUUAAUUUGGUUAUCGUGUUGGAUCUUUUUCUGUUUGGGCAGCAUAUCAUAUAUCUGAACUGUAAAUAUAAGUAAAGUAGUGUGUUAUGCGUAGUCAAUAAUCCAUCUUGCCUCUCCCUUUCGACUGUCAUUUUGAGAAAUUGCGAUGAACAUUUUAGUAGAACUCGGAGGACAGUGAAGGUUAUGUUUUGAUAUCAUGUUUCCAGAUUACUAUUAUGUCGAAGUUGUAUGUUGAAUCUGCUCUCCAAUGACUAUCUGUUGAAAGUUGUUACGUUUGUUGUUCUGAUUCUACUGCCAGGUGCGUGCUGGAUUCUCCAAAACUAGUGCUUUUUUGGAGGAUCCGACACAGGGUCUAACUAAAUACUAUCUGGUAGAUCAAUCCGAGAAAAUUUGAAAAAUCAUGGCUCAAAUGUUAGAAGCCACUAAAGUCGGUGGAGGUUCGAUCAAAGUGGGAACUACAGGUAAAGUUAGUGCAUUGAUGUCAAGAGAAUUACAUUCCAAGAAACCGUCUUCUCAGGCACCAACAUCAUCUAGGAAUAAAGCUCCUACUGUUUGUGGUUUCAUUGCUGGUAGCGCGACUAGUCCAAAGAGAAUGAAGACUAGAACACCAAGUGAUGAAGCAAGCAGCAGCGGAACAACAUCUAAGCAUAAUACUAAAAGCCCCGAAUCAUUAAGGAAGACAAAGCACAACAACAGAAAAACACAUCAAAUUCCAAUACUAGAAUCAGAAAACAUUUCAGUAGAUGGAACUCCUAUUAGCAAGAAACCUGACAGAAAGGGACCUUACAUGGUGGAAAUCGUUGAUGUAAAAUGCAAAAGUAUGGACAGAACUUGGGCUACCCCUAUAAAAAAUAGCCUAAAGAAGCUCCGUUUCACAAAGCUAUCUGACAGCUCGGUGUAACUGCUAUGUUGCUCGGACUCUCCAAAAAUACACUACUUUUGAAGAUUCUGACAUGCAUCCAGCUACAAUUUUGAAGAUUCGGAGCAACAUAGGAUCUAAAGUACACGACAAGCUUCAAAAGUCAGCCUUUUAGAUUCCUGUAAGUGAAUCUUGAUAUAGCAGCUGGUGGAUUACAUUCUGCAACUUCUACCAUUGAACACAUACUAGGCAUUAUCAGCUUACUAGUCCUUUUCUUUUUGGGAUUCGCGAUCAACGAUCCAAGCCUUGGUCUGCUAGUAGAAGCCACAUCUGAAACUUGACGUGACUUGUGAUUUAUGUUACUCAGACUCUUCAAAAACGUUGACUGGUGUUGUGUGUCAGAUCCUUCAAAAGUAGUAGGCAACGUUUUUAGAGAGUUCAAGCAACAUCUGUGCUGGUUUAGUUGUAGCUUAUUGAAGUACUCUAUUUCUCGUAACACGAGGGAUCCAACGGUUCCUCUGCUGCCUAUCUCAACAAGAGGAUUAUUUGCAGCAACUGUAAAGCCUAAGCCAUUAGUUUUAUACUCAAAUCUUUGCAUUAUAUGAGGGAAAAUUGUGGUAUGAAGUUGAAAAAAAGUGUGUUUGAUAUGUGAA
Solanum lycopersicum (tomato) is the source of this 2773-nucleotide messenger RNA. Lineage: Eukaryota; Viridiplantae; Streptophyta; Magnoliopsida; Solanales; Solanaceae. The record is from RefSeq and is a predicted model, not a curated record.